This is a messenger RNA of Phytomonas sp. Hart1, 1533 nucleotides long. The record is from the annotation of a GenBank genome assembly. NCBI's taxonomy places the organism in Eukaryota, Euglenozoa, Kinetoplastea, Trypanosomatida, Trypanosomatidae.
AUGAGUUCUUUAGACUUAGUGCAUGGGAAAAGCAGCACGGCGAGCCCUACGAUGGGAUCCCCGGAGAAGCCCGAGAAGCCGGUUUUGCGCAUUAAAUUCCCCCCAAUGAAGGAUCGCGAGGAGAUCCUUCGCAAUCAGCGGGCCGACCUCCCCGAUAGCAGCGUGCGGGAUUCCCUCGAAGGGGAGAUUCCGCCCAUGAUUCGCAGCCUUUUGGAGCUCUCGAAUUUGUUUGUGAGCGUGCAUAGCCAAUAUUUCCGAGCCGCCCCCGGGUACGCCGGGGGGAUUUUCUACCACGGCUCUCCUUAUUGUUUUGCCUCCGGUUUCCGCGAUGGCUCGCUGUCGAAGGAUCCUGACGAUAAGGAAAAUUCUAUGCGGCUGAAAGAUCCCCUGACCUACGGCGUCCUUUCCCUUCCGAUCACCGCCGCCUAUUUGUGUGAACUUCAUGGGAAAAACCUCUUUGAUCUGACGCGGCCACUCGUGGAGUAUUUGCCAGAUCUUCAGGGCAAAUUAUCGCCGGAGGCCACCGCGCGGAGUAUUCUUUCCUUCACCACGGUAAUCGAGGAAGGGGGGAUUUUAAAAGAUGCGAGGGUGAGCCGGUUUACGCCGUUCGCGGCGUGGAAUAUCUGCGAGGCGGUGGCGAGGCGGGUGUAUGACCCGUUAAAUCGCUUUUUCGCAGGCGGGCAGGCCGGGCUGCUGAGUGGGCGUCAACAGCGCGAAAAUCUGGUUCAGUACCUUCGCUCCUCAACGCGGUUUGGCGGGCUGGUUCGCCGUCCACUCCGACAUGCGCGCGUGAGCCAUUUUUCCAUUGCCCUCUUGAUUGCCGCUGUGGAGACGCAAUUAAAGGGCCGCAGCUUCGAGGAUUCGAUUCGCGAGCACUUUUUCGAGCCUGCGCAGUCGCACUCCGCGGGCUACGGCCCACCCGCGUUGUGGAAAGACCCCAACGAGAUCUUUUACCAGGCUAGAAGUCUUCCCAAGCAGCAUCAGGGGUUUCGCAAGGCCAUUCCGUUGGGAUCGCUUGACAAUUGUGGGCCACCCAUGCUCAAUGCCUCGCUGAACCUCUAUAGCCCCGUUGAGGAAUAUGCAAAGAUGCUAAUGCUCUCAGUAGAUACCAUUCAGGACGCGCGGAAAAUAUUUGGAGCACCUAAUCCAACCCACGUCUAUUACGACUUUGGUAUUCAAUUUCUACCACGCCACGAGCAGCUCCACCUGGCGCCUGCAUUUUUUUCUGGGUUAGACUUCAUUCCCACCGCGGCUUCGUUCCAAUAUGACGUGAAAAUCGAUUUAGGUUGCUUCGGUAUUUCCUCCUGUGGGAGUCGUAACGCUCGUAUAUUUGCUGGCUCGAUAUCGCAUAUAAUCCGGCAUCUUUUCCUCAAACAUCUACUUCGGAAAGGGGUGGAUGUUGAGAAGCCACUGGAUUUAGAUAACCCAGCAGGCGAGUCAGACAACCCGACGGUGCGCAAGUUUAAAAAAAUUACGAAAGAUCAGGAGUACAAAACCUACUUCAAGAAUCUUGAUGCGCAUAAAAAGUUUUAA